Messenger RNA from Trichoderma gamsii, 1191 nucleotides. RefSeq lists its product as hypothetical. The coding region runs from base 1 to 1191 and encodes 396 amino acids. NCBI's taxonomy places the organism in Eukaryota, Fungi, Ascomycota, Sordariomycetes, Hypocreales, Hypocreaceae. Gene Ontology annotation, cellular component: site of double-strand break; nucleus. Gene Ontology annotation, biological process: double-strand break repair. The transcript has a single exon. The record is from RefSeq and is a predicted model, not a curated record.
AUGUAUCGCCCGAGAAGAGACGCUGGCCGGGCUGGUCGCUUGGAGAUAUCUCCGUCUCCAGAACCUCAGCAACCCACCGCAGCCGCUGAAUGUCGUGACCUGGAGCUUCCUACGGCUCGCCCACUUAGACGCAAUACACGGCCUGGCUUGAUUUCUGUAUCAGGUCCCCAAGCUGCUCAACCCACCAGUCGUCCACCCAGACCCUUUGUACUACCUGGUAUCACUCGCAUAACGCCUGAUAUGCCCCCUGCGAGGCUAUCUGAUAUGCCGCCCACUCGAACUCGAGCUCCCCGAGCUCAGCCUGCAAAUCGCACAAUUUGGAGCGGUAUGCGAAGCGGGGGGCCACCUUCAUUAUCAAGUUUAAAUGCACCAGCCGCUCAGUCUGCUCAGCAACCUCACUCUAUACCACGCGAGAGACCUCCUUCGUUAACAUCAUUGUCAUUUACACCAACCGCUCAGCCUGCUCAGCCUGCUCAGCCUGCUCAGCAUCCUGUGCCUCACUCAUACAGAAGCGUUGGAGUGCAAGUUAACUUGGCCCCUCCUCCAGCCCCUCCGCCGGCCCCUCCGUCAGCGACGAGAGGAAGAAGAGAAAGCAGACCGGACGUCACAACAACGACUAAGCGUGCUCCAUGGCAUCCUCCAAGAGCAAGUACUCCAUUUCGUCAUGUGAGAAAAAGUAUUCCAUCAGGUCAUGCCUCUGAUACGGCGAUAAACAAACCUGAAGCAACAAUAACUUCACCUGCUACAGCGACGAAUGCGCCUACAACUUCCUCUAUCCAUGAGUUCAUAUGCCUUUACAGCCAUGAUCUCCGCCGCAAGCACAAGAGAUGGCAAGAUGGCAUGCUGAGAUUUUAUACAUUCAAUCAGAAAUAUGUGGUUUAUGACCCAAGCUGGAUCUAUGUCGGGGACGGACACUGGCAGGGAGACGUAGAUGACUUCCAAGAGGGCCUCGAGAUCGAACUAGAUCGACCAAGGGCAUGUGUUCAAGUCAUAGAGCGCACAAUGACAAAGGAGCAAGACCUCUCUCAGGUCUUGGGCAAGCGUGCAAGGGAGGUCGAGGAGAGACGAGCUUCUAGGAAGAUACGAAGUGCCCCUGCGGCUCCAAUUCAAUUGAUGCCCCCCAAGAUUACGGGAGCAUGGAGCAAACACGCGGAGGAUUUGUUGGGGAGAGGCCGGCCGAUCCGUGGAUAA